Messenger RNA from Canariomyces notabilis, 5378 nucleotides. RefSeq lists its product as uncharacterized. Gene Ontology annotation, biological process: transmembrane transport. NCBI's taxonomy places the organism in Eukaryota, Fungi, Ascomycota, Sordariomycetes, Sordariales, Chaetomiaceae. The coding region runs from base 1 to 5019 and encodes 1672 amino acids. Gene Ontology annotation, molecular function: acyltransferase activity, transferring groups other than amino-acyl groups; ATP binding; ATP hydrolysis activity. The record is from RefSeq and is a predicted model, not a curated record. The transcript is spliced from 3 exons. Gene Ontology annotation, cellular component: membrane.
AUGACGAUUGCCAUCGGGUCCUCAAUCUCAGUGUUUGCCAACUUGGACAACAACAACCAAAAUGAUGGACCGCAGGCAUCGUCAACGGUGUCCCGCGACAUCACCUUUCGCGUGGCUCUUAUGUGCACCAUCGGCGCAGCGGCGGGCGCGGCGUCGUAUCUCCAGAUGCUCUGUUGGGCCGUGUCGGGUGCACGAAUUGCUGCGAGCGUGCAGCAGGCCUACUUUGCCUCCCUCAUUCACAACGGCUUGCCCCCUUCCGCCUCGUCGCCAGAUGGCAUGCCCCAGUCGAGCAAGCUAGAGACCGCCAAAGUUACAGAGGCUCUCUCGACAGAUGCUUCUGCCCUGGAAGACGCUCUCUGCCAAAAGGCCCCCCAGUUUCUCCAUGCUCUCGCUGGCUUCCUCUCGGCCUUUGUCAUUGCCUUCGUUCGCAACUGGAAACUCGCCUUCGUCCUUAGCAGUGUCCUCCCCGCCAUGUUUGUACCCAUCGGUCUCAUGUCACGACUGGUAGCCCGGAACAGCCGCCGCGCAACAGAGCUUAUCGCGGAGGCCCACACCGCAGCUUCUGAUGCUAUCUCGGCCGUGAGGGUUGUGCAGGACAUGCAGGCCGAAGGCCAGAUGACGGCACUGUACAAAAAUAAAUUACAGCAGGCAAGGACACCGAAUCGCAGCCGGGCUUUCUGGCAGGCUAUCAUCCUUGGCUGGGUGUUCUUUGUGCUGUACGUGUCUUACGGCCUGGCCAUGUGGCAAGGCGCAAACCUCUUGAUCUCUGACAGCGUCGAUGUUGGCAUCGUUACCAAUGUGCUGUUUGCCAUCAUCCUGGGUAUCGUGUCGCUGGGGCGCGUCUCCCGUUUGCUCCCUGACCUGGCAGUUGUUGCUUCUAUCGGAGGCGAGCUCUUCCGCGUCAUCGACUCGAACAACACAAACGCUUCAGCGGCCGAUGAAAGGAAGGGAGAGGAGGGGCCUUUGCGGAUGUCUUUGGUUGCACUAUCUUCCGUUGGAGACAUCUCCUUCCGCGAUGUGGCAUUUGCCUUCCCGAGUCGGCCAAGCCAUCGCGUACUCGACGGGAUAGAUCUGGAUAUUCCCUUUGGGCAAACCACCGCAAUUGUCGGCUCAUCUGGUGCCGGCAAGUCCACCUUGGUCAGUCUGCUUCUGGGGCUAAACACACCUCUCUCCGGCCGGGUGUACUUCAGCAAGAGGCCAAUAAGUUGCUACGACCCGAAAAAGCUGCGAAAUAUCAUUGCAUACCUACCACAAGAGCCGAGAUUCUUCACAAUGAGCGUGUACGAAAACGUGAGGUUAGGUCUCAUGGGAACGCCUCUAGAACUGGCCCCUGAAUCUGCUCAGCGCCAAGCUGUGACCGAAGCCUGUGCCGCUGUUGGUCUAAAGACGGUGAUUGAGCGCCUCCCCUGUGGCUACGACACGAUUAUGGGAAUGGACAGCGCAAGCACGGCGAUGAGUGGCGGCGAGAAACAGAGACUUGCCAUCGCGAGAGCACUCGUCCGCAAUCCUUCUCUUCUCAUCCUGGACGAACCCACUUCAGCGCUCGACCGCGAGUCUGAAUUGGUAGUCCAGGAAACAAUCGAUCGGAUAUCGACCGGAAGAUCGGUCAUCAUUAUUGCCCAUAGGUUGAAUACAAUCCAAAAGGCUGACUCGAUCGUGGUACUGGACAAGGGCACAGUGGCUGAGCGCGGAUCUCAUAGAGAUCUGCUGGCCAAAGGGGGCCUAUAUGCCUCACUCCUUCAAGCUCAGGACGGGGUCAAGAAAAAAGGUCCUCAAAGCCGCGGACGAGAGGGCUUCAUCAACCACCCAAACCCCCUUGGAAGCGGUGAGUGCGAUGCAAGCUGGGAUGAUCUAAAAGCAAGCGAGAAGACCAGCAAAGACGGCAUCAGCGAAAAUGGGAGACCAAUCAUGCGGCAGCAAUCCGCCUUCAAAUAUAUUUGGCGCAUCUUACGACUCAACCGACCGGAACUGCUUCUUCUUGUCCUGGGCCACACAGCAUCCGUCAUCUCGGCUGCUACCUACCCCUUUCAAGCCUAUCUCUUUGCGCAGAUGAUCGCUCUCUCCGCGUCGCCAAUCGGUGCCGACUUCCAUGCAUCUGUUGCGCGAUACGCCUUGCUAUUCGCCGCAGUGGCCAUCGCCAAAGGUGCCUCAAGCUUUGCAGCGAGUUGGGCCCUCGGGAUCUGCUGCGACAGGGCAAUUGAGAGAGCGAGAUGUGGCGCGCUCGAGGGAACUCUUCAGAAAAGCGCCGAGUGGUUCCUUGAGGGGAAACACGACACCCCCGGGCUGGUAUUUGCCCUCCUGAAUCAGGGGGCCUCUCUCGCCGGCCUUCAUUCGUCAUCACUGGCCGUUUUUUCGGAGAUAUCUGGGACUCUAACAGCCACCGCCAUAUUCUCCAUUGUCCUUGCGUGGAAGUACGCAUUAGUCCUCCUUUCGGUCGUGCCCCUGGUGUUUGUAUCUGGCUACGCUCGACACAGAAUUUCGGUCUCGCACUCGCAAGCCAUCAUUCGAUCUCAAGCUUAUUCAAGCCAGAUUGCAAACGAAUCUGUCGCUCUGCUCUCCACCGUCCAGUCUUACAAUGCCCAGGAUUAUUUUUGUUCGCGGUACACGGCUUCAAUACGCCAUGCCGCCAGGCUGACACUGCGACACGUCCGACAUCAUGCACUACUCUUUUCACUGACGCAGACAUUUGUAUUCCUCGUCAAUGCUUUCGCCAUCUGGUACGGCACACGCCUGGUCACCACCGAAGGUCUAGGACUAUUCGAGUUCUUUGCCAUCUUCAUCGCCCUGACCUUUGGGGCCCAAGACACGGGGGAGAUGCUCAGCCGCCUCCCAGACCUCACCAAAGCAACCGCCGCAGCAAGGGUACUCUUCGAGGAGCUCGACGCCCAAAACACCGACCAGGACAAAGACAAACACCUCCUCGCCCCCACACCAGGCCCCAUCGACCUGCAAAAUAUCUCUUUUGAGUAUCCACGCUCCUCAGCCUCUAACCAAACCCACCCAGCCGCCCUACACGACAUCACCAUAUCCAUCCCCUCCGGAAAACACGUCGCCCUCGUCGGCCCCUCGGGCAGCGGCAAAUCCACUCUCCUGUCCAUACUCUCCCAUUCACUAACUCCCUCCAGUGGCUCCCUCUUCGUGAGCCACAUCAACACCUCCCUACUCUCCCCUCGCUCCCUCCGCGCCCUUAUUGCCACCGUCCCGCAGGAGCCCACAAUCUUUUCCGGCACCGUGCGCUUCAACCUCGUGAUUGGGAAUCCCCGCGCCACAGAUGCAGAGGUCGCGGACGCCUGUCGGCGGGCAGAAAUUCUCGAGUUUGUUGAGUCCCUUCCUGAGGGCAUGGAUACGGUGCUUUGCGGCGGUGAUGGCGGGGGGGAGGGAAGAGGUGGAAGGCUAUCUGUGGGGCAGAAGCAGCGGCUUGCUAUUGCGCGUGCUUUGGUCAGGAGGCCGGCGGUUCUGUUGAUGGAUGAGCCUACGGCCGCGUUGGAUGCAGGGACUGCGAAAAGGGUGAUGGGGGGGUUAUUGAUGGGUAGGGGGCGAGAGGGGGAAGAUAUGGACAUGAGUGGGGAGGCGGAGGGUAAUAAUAAGGGUAAGGGAAUGACGAUUGUCACGCGGCUAUCACGGGCGUUGCGCUUUGUCGCUAACGCUCUACCCGCGCUCAACGGCGUGCGCGGCGUCGCGUCCUUCAUCGUCAUGAUAUACCACGGCAUGGCUGCAUAUGGCCCCGGCGUCUGGUACGGCUACGGCGUCGAGAACCACCACGGUAUACACCAACUCCCAUUCAUACGGGCUCUCUUCGACGGGUCCUCGAUGGUGUUCCUCUUCUACAUCCUCUCCGGCUUCCUCCUCUCGCUGAAGCCACUGGCGCUCAUCAAGGCCCAACGCUGGGACGAUGCCUUCCACGCUCUUGGCUCGUCCGCCUUUCGCAGGCCGCUGCGGCUUUUCCUCCCUGCGCUGGUCACGACAGCCGCCGUCAUGGUGCUUCAUUGGGCUGGGUUCUUUGAGCAUGUGGCUUCUCUGAGUACACUGCCUGACGGCAGGCGGCUCACGCGGUUUGAGCUGCCGGCGCCGGGAUUUGAGAGCUUCCAAGAUCAACUAGGCGACUGGUGGGCGGAGAGUUUGACUAUGAUGAAUCCUUUCUCAUGGGACCGCCGGUAUAACCCGUAUAAUGCACACCUUUGGACCCUGACAGCCGAGCUGCGCGCUUCGAUGAUUGGGUUUCUCGCGUUGCUGAUCACGGCGAGGCUUACUACGGCUGUACGUGUUGUGCUGAUCUGUGCAACGGCAUUCCUCUUCGCGCAGCACCAACGCUGGGAGGUCGCCACUAUGCUUAGUGGAAUCCUCCUCGCCGAGACGCACUUGUCAGCCCCCAUCAAAGUUGAACCCAGAGCCCACCGCAAUCACAGCCACUGGCGUGCUCUGCUCAUCUUUCUUUUGGGAAUCUACCUACUCUCCUACCCCAAACUGGCCGGAGCCCAAACCCCCGGCUUCCGCGCCCUCACGGCCCUGCUUACACCCCCCAGCCUCGUCCCAAGCAAGUUCUUCAAGUCUGCCGGUGCCUGGCUGGUGCUGUGGUCAGUCACCACGGGCAACUGCCGGCAGGCUACCUGGCUUUUUACGACUCGGCCCAGCCAGUAUAUCGGGCGGGUGUCAACGGGGAUUUAUAUGACACACGGCCCGCUGUUUCAUUCGCUGGGGUUGUUUCUGAUGACCAACACGGGGAGGUAUACGGGGAGGGACACGGCGAUGCAGAAGACGGCGAGUUUUGCUGCGUCCGCGGCGGUGAUGAUUCCGGCGGUGAUGAUUGCCGCGGAGGGGUUUUGUUUCCUGGCGGAGAGGCCGUGUCAGAGGUUUGUUAGGUGGUUGGAGAGGCGGGUGGUGGCUGUGGUCAGGCCCGGGGUGAGGAGGGUGGGGGUGGAAGGAAAAAGGGGGGAUAACCUAAAGGGGGGAGGGGUUGGGAUCCAUGAUGGAAACUGGAAGGAACUGAACUUGAAGAGAUGGACUGAGAAGGCGGAGUAAGAUGACGCAGCCAUACUCCAGACCUUGGUUCAUGUAGUCUUCUUCUCACAGUGCGGUGCUUGAGGACUGAACACAAGCAUGGAGGUCAGGAGGCAGCGCAGAGUAUAGAAGACCGACCUGGAACGCCCGCAUGACACUGGGGAGAGCACAUAGUACACAUGGUUCAAUUUCACAGGCUUCCUAUCUGAGAGGGCUCAGUUCAUCAGAUUCCCGUCGCGAGCGAAAACUGGUCGUCAAAAAGUAGGUGCUUAGAAAAGCCUCCUAAAACAUCAACAUCCCGGUGAAAAUCAGAGAGUAAUUCUCGUUGGAAUCAUCUUGACUUACCUUGGGCCCUUACAGUGAUGAUGUUCGCGAUGUAG